GUUUAAAUUACUUCAAUUCAUCCAUUCUCUAAAAUGUUUGAUAACUACAUUUAGACUUCAUGAAAAUGUAUUCCAAUUUGAUUGAUGUUGGUUGUGAACUAGUACCAAAAUCUAAACCUAUUUUUAUGUAAUAUCUACCAGCUGUGAUAUUGACAAGUUUAAACAUUUACCAUUUUUGGUUAUUAUGCCAUUACUUCAUGGAUGUAUUGGCUAUCAAGUGAUCUGACUCUGAAAAAUCUCAGGCUAGAUGUACUUGGAUAUAUGAGUCAUUCAUGGAUGAUGCCUUGUGUUUUUCUGAAUUGAAAGACCCAUUGCAAAUAUAACUUGUUUUCAUUCAGGAGUAGACAAGCUCAAAGUUUAAGGCUUCGGAAAAUAUUUUGCAAGUGUACAGAAAACUGUGACUGGAUAAGUCCUCCGCCUUUUGUAAUGGAAAGACCUUAAGCUAGACUUACAUAUAUAUUUUCUGAAAAGAUGAUUGAAUUUUUUGGUUGCUUGUUGUAUUAUUCAAGUGAUCGUUAUUGAAAGAUCCUUCAUCUUUCACAAUUCAUACAGUUACAAUCUGCAGAUGUCACUGUUUUUAGCUGUAGGGACACAAAGUCCAAGAGAAGAAAAGGAUGCUAACAUUGAUAGUUCAUAUAUCAACCGAAUGGUUCAUAUCAUCAUAUGUGUGUCUUGGUGUAUGUAUAUUUUCAAGAAAAAAGUUUUUCCCUUCCUUUUUUCCUUCCAUAUCCACAUUCCUGUUACUAUGAUUCUAUCUUUCAGCCUUUUCCUUAGCAAGUGGAUGCUCCCAUGAGUGUCUGCAAGCAUGGUAUUGCAAAGGUUAUCCUAAAGAGAGGGAAAACACAGCUCUUUCGUGAUGGAAGCCCAAUGGUUUAUAGUGGUUCAGUUGAUAGAAUCAUUGGUAGACCACCCCCGAAAACAGGUGACAUUGUGCUGGUGGCUGACGGGACACAAACGCCAAUCGGUUGGGGCUUGUACAAUUCUUUCUCUAUGUUCUGUGUUAGGCUCAUGCAGCUAGAGGAGGAAGUAUCAGGAGAUCCUUCUUGUGCAUUGAACGUGGAGAAGUUGCUUGAAACAAGAAUAGAUGCAGCAAUCAAAUUACGUAAGAAUUUGGGGAUCCCUUCUGCCAAUACGAAUGCAUAUCGUCUUAUAAAUAGUGAAGGAGAUAGAUUGUCAGGCCUUAUAAUUGAUGUCUUCGGCGAUUUAGCUGUGAUAGCCUCUUCAGCUGCUUGGGUUGAGAAGUACAAGCAGCCUAUUAAGAAGUGUAUUAAUGGUUUCAAUGUGGUCAAGAGUAUAAUCUGGAGGUCAUCAACCGAGAUAUUGAAAGAAGAAGGGUUAGAUUUGGCUGAUCUUGAUCAAGAAGAUUUAUCUGAAUCUCCUGAAAGGGUGAAGGUUGUGGAGAAUGGGAUAUCCUAUAUGGUCUCAUUGGAUGGACAAAAGACAGGAUUCUAUGCUGAUCAGCGGGAAAACCGUCAAUUCAUAUCGACCAUCUCGGAUGGUCAAAAAGUACUCGACAUGUGCUGCUAUACUGGUGGCUUUGCACUAAACGCUGCACGUAGUCAUGCUUUGAAUGUCACUGGUGUUGAUACGUCAUCUCCUGCUUUGGAACUAGCCAACCAUAAUAUUGUUCUUAACAACCUGGAUCCAGGGAGGAUAUCAUUCCUGAAACAAGAUGCAACAGUUUUCAUGAAGAAUGCUGCUUCUCGAAAUGAAGUAUGGGACAUAGUCAUUAUGGAUCCCCCUAAGUUGGCACCUCGAAGGAAGGUUCUACAAAGUGCAAGUGGGAUGUAUAGGAAUUUAAACUCACUGGCCAUGCGGUUAACAAAACCGGGUGGGUUUCUGAUGACUUGCUCAUGUUCAGGAGCUAUGACACAAAGUGGGCAGUUCUUGCCUGUUCUUCAGGGUGCUGCGGCAAUGGCUGGUAGGAAGAUAACAGUAUUACGCCAGGGUGGUGCAGCCUGUGACCAUCCUAUUGACCCAUCUUAUCCAGAAGGAGCCUACCUUUCCAACAUUUUGUUGAGAGUAGUUUGAACAUGGAUUGGCUGCCACUAACCCUCUGGAUUGCAACCUUCUUACACACAAAAAGAUGAGAAAAACCAGAAUAGAAAGAUGGUUUUUUUUUU
Cynara cardunculus var. scolymus (artichoke) is the source of this 2123-nucleotide messenger RNA. Its product is annotated as ribosomal RNA large subunit methyltransferase I. Gene Ontology annotation, molecular function: methyltransferase activity; RNA binding. The transcript is spliced from 8 exons. The record is from RefSeq and is a predicted model, not a curated record. Bases 790 to 2031 code for a protein of 413 amino acids. Lineage: Eukaryota; Viridiplantae; Streptophyta; Magnoliopsida; Asterales; Asteraceae.